Molecule: messenger RNA, 1604 nt
Organism: Penicillium samsonianum
Lineage: Eukaryota; Fungi; Ascomycota; Eurotiomycetes; Eurotiales; Aspergillaceae
Exons: 2
Coding region: 1-1221 (406 amino acids)
Biological process (GO): carbohydrate metabolic process
Source: RefSeq, a predicted model, not a curated record
AUGUAUCUUUCAUACCUCCGUCUCGCCUUGGUUCUCCUCUUUGUGAAAGAUGCAUCAGCUUGUAACCGACCAUACUCCGCCUGGAUGGCCGACAGUGUCAUCUCCCGCGCUCAAGCCAUUGUUCAAGAGGGCACCGCUCCAUCAGCAUCCACAUAUCUUCAAGUGGGAUUCUUCCAGUCUUCCAUCCUCCGCUUAAUCGACUACUACCAUACACCUGAAUCAGUCUGUGCAGAGAACGACUGGGGAAAAUACCUGCAGUCCAGCACAAAUAGCAUCACGCCAUACCUUCUAAAUGCUACACAAGAUAGCAGCUACCCCCUCGACCGGCUGUCAACCGGCAAAGGACUAUUAUAUCAAAAUGAGAACUUCAAGACCUCUACCGCCUCCGACAGUCUCCAUUCGCUUCGUGAUUCUGUCAAUCUGCAGCGCAGAAAUGCACUUGGCGGGUACUGGUAUUUCAAUUAUCCCAACUGGAGCUAUCUCGACGGAAUGUACUCUCUAGUUCCGUUCCUCUUGUCCUACACUACUCACUUCGAUCCCACAAAUGUUACUGUACCUGACGAUGUCAUCCACCAACUCGAUCUGCUCUGGACUCACUGUCUUCACAAUGACUCAGGUCUCCUGGUCCACGGCUACGAUGAGUCGAAAAGUGCAUCCUGGGCGAAUCCAGUUACCGGCGCGAGUCCGAUCGUCUGGGGCCGAUCUCUAGGGUGGUAUUUCAUGGCGCUGGUGGACAGCUUAGAGCUAUCUUCAUCCUUCCCGAAGCGCGUGUCACACUAUCUUCUCCGAAGACUCACCCAACUGGCUGGAUCUGUGAUUUCAGCUGCUGAUCCCAACACCGGAUGCUGGUGGCAAGUUGUGGAUCAACCGAAUAAGGAAGGAAAUUACAUCGAGUCUAGUGUGUCUGCCAUGUUCACGACCGCCUUGUUCCGAGCGGCUCGACUUGGCUAUCUCCCCGAUAACCUUGCUUCUGAAGCAACGAAGACAGCGGGCAAAUGCUAUGGUCAUCUCCUUGAUGCUUUUGUGGUCCGGAAUGACAAUGGGACACUCGGGUACAACGGGACUGUCUCCGUCUGCAGCCUGAAUUCAUCGGCAUCGUAUGAGUACUAUGUCUCGCAACCGCUUUUAUAUAACAGUGUUCAUGGGACAGCAGCUUUUGUUCAAGCGAGUUUAGAGCAAGAGAUCAUGAACCACUCGAGAAACUCUACGAAGGGAACUUAAUAGACUAAUAUCUGAUUCAAUGUAUGCGGUCACUUUGAAGUGGAUCCAAAACGAAUGAUCGUGGACAUAGAAUAAAGUAUUUUCGGUCAGAAACAUACUCAAUCAAGCAUUUUGAGAUCAGAAGUUAGCCAUGCUAUCGAUUGUAUCCGUUUCAUUUUCUCUAUCGAGGCUCAUGACAACAUCCAUCAACUCUAGUGAUUCUGGCGGUGGACUUGUUGGGCUCUCAGCAGGUGACAGAGUAGUGGCACAUCUUUGAAGAGGACGGGUACAUAAAGAAUAGCCGUAGGCCAGGGGACUUUAUCUAUUUAUUUUGUUAAUAUCUUUGGGGAACUCGUCCUAGAUGGGAUCCAUGAGGUCCACGGCGGAUUUGAUAUCGCCACUUG